This is a messenger RNA of Triticum aestivum (bread wheat), 733 nucleotides long. RefSeq names its product homeobox-leucine zipper protein ROC8-like. NCBI's taxonomy places the organism in Eukaryota, Viridiplantae, Streptophyta, Magnoliopsida, Poales, Poaceae. Gene Ontology annotation, molecular function: DNA binding. The transcript is spliced from 3 exons. The record is from RefSeq and is a predicted model, not a curated record. The coding region runs from base 74 to 313 and encodes 79 amino acids.
AUCUUCCUGCCUCCACUUCCUCUUCCUCUAGGUAGCCUGGGAGAGUUAGCGAGCAAGCAAGAAAUUGGUAACAAUGGAUCUAAGUGACAACCAGAUUCAGAUCCUCGAGAGUGUUUUCAUGGAGUGCCCCAACCUUGAUGAGGCCCAGCGCGCUCAUCUCGGUCGCGAGCUUCACGUGGAGCCCCAGCAUAUCAAAAUCUGGUUUAAGAACCGUCGUGCCCAGAUGAGGAGGGCUAGGAACGAGCAGGUGGACAACCACUUAUCCGACUCGGAGAACGACGAGAUCGACUCGGAGAGUGACGAGAUCCACUAAGACCACUUCGCGAUGUGGGUUUUUUGGAUCGAGGGCUGAUCCAUUGAAGUAAACUUAGUGCAUGCCUUAAAAAAAAUCCUUUCAAUUUGUUUGUUCCAAAUAACGCGCCACAGAACUGCCUGCGAGCACGCGGUAUGCGCUGAGAGUCGGUCUUGACGGCAAGCAUGUUUGCGUCGAGUCCAUGCAUCAGGUUGGGGUCGCUCCAGUUUCUACCGUGUCGUGAACCGAGUCAUGGGAUGGCAUGGCACAUCGGAUCACACGCGAUAAUAGUGGAGCUGUAGAUCAUGCACGCACGAUCUGAUUCGUGGGGUGGCACGAGUCAUUAGGAACGUGGUGUGUGUUUAGGUCGGUCACGCAACGACCCUUAUUUCUCUCUGUAUUCCAAAUAAAGAAGCUGUAGCAAGUUUUCAUGGCAUCAAA